This is a messenger RNA of Micromonas commoda, 830 nucleotides long. RefSeq lists its product with no specific name. The transcript has 2 exons. Gene Ontology annotation, molecular function: RNA binding. NCBI's taxonomy places the organism in Eukaryota, Viridiplantae, Chlorophyta, Mamiellophyceae, Mamiellales, Mamiellaceae. Bases 61 to 798 code for a protein of 245 amino acids. The record is from RefSeq and is a predicted model, not a curated record.
UGACACCUGAGCGCGGUCGCACCCGAGCGCGAUACAGGGAGACAGAGACGACCCGAGGCCAUGUCCAUAUACAUAGGCGGUCUACCUCCGCACGUGGACGAGGAUCGCAUCGUGGAUCCGUUCAAGAAGUUCGGCCCGGUGACGUGUCGCCUCUGCGCGGGCUUCGCGUUCAUCGACUACCCCGAGCAGCACAUGGCGGACGUCGCGAUGGACCACAUCCGGCCCGCGGUGGCCAACGACGGAAACCUGGGGGGAUACCCCGGCGUCACGCUGUCGUGGGGCAAGCGCUCGAUCGUGCUCAAGUACCAGGAGGAACUCGCGGAGAAGAAGAGGCGGGAUCGGGAGCGCGAGGAGAGGCGGGAUCGGGAGCGCGAGGAGAGGCGCGAGCGAAAGGCGGCGAGAAGGCGCCGGCGGAGCCGAAGCCGCGAAGGUCACGGGGGCAGGAGCCGAAGCCGGGACAAAAGUCGGGGGGGCAGGAGCCGGAGCCGGGGCAGGAACGGCGGGGACCGGGGCCGAUCCGGCGCGAGGUCGUCGUCGUCGGAGUCCUCCUCGGAGUCGGAUUCAGAGUCGGAUUCAGAGUCGGAGUCGAGGAGGCGAAAAAAGCGACGGAGGCGUAAUAAAAAGCGAAGGAGGUCGAGGAGCGCGAGCUCGUCGCGGGGAAGCGGCGAGACGAGGCGCAGGCGGAAGCACCGGAGGCAUCGCAAGCGUCGACGCCGGUCGAGGUCGAGGUCGAGGUCGAGGUCGAGGUCGAGGCCCAGGAGUCGUAGUCCGGAGAGGACGCGCGACGACGGGGACUAAAACUAGGCUUGUUACAAACGUGGCGGUGUUUG